Schistocerca serialis cubense is the source of this 1440-nucleotide messenger RNA. RefSeq lists its product as uncharacterized. The coding region runs from base 1 to 1440 and encodes 479 amino acids. The record is from RefSeq and is a predicted model, not a curated record. NCBI's taxonomy places the organism in Eukaryota, Metazoa, Arthropoda, Insecta, Orthoptera, Acrididae. The transcript has 5 exons. Gene Ontology annotation, molecular function: DNA binding. Gene Ontology annotation, cellular component: nucleus.
AUGCUUAGGUUAGUCAUCGAACUUACGAUGGGUAGAUAUUAUAAAAGAAAAACCCAGAAAGCAAAAUGGAUGCAAGAGGAACUUUGUAAGGCUCUUGAUGCCAUCAAAUCUGGAAGAAAAAUAAGAGAAGUAUCAAGAGCUUUUGGGAUUCAUGAAGCUACACUGCGAACGAGAAUGAAGUAUGCAGAGGCUAACAACAUUGCAAACAAUUUUGAUAAAUCAUCUAGGUUAGCUGGAAAGGAUUGGCUAGCUCUAUUUUUAAAAAGAAACCCAAGUAUUAGCUUGAGAAAACCUGAAGCAACUAGCAUUAUCAGAAUACAGGCAUUUAAUGAAGAAGAGGUUAAUGCAUAUUUUAAAAAUUUAGAACGCGUCUUUGAAAAAUAUAAAUUUAAAGAGGGGCGAGUGUUCAACGUCGUUGAAACGGGCAUAAAUACUGUACAAAAGCCCGACAGAAUUUUGGCUCCUAAAGGUGUUAAACAAAUAGUGCUGCUGGUACCUACACCCCCCCCUACGUUUAUCUUCCCCAGGAAGAGGAUGUCAAAUCUCUUAAGUAAAGGUGGACCAGUUGGAGCAAUAUAUGGUUGUUCUGUCAAUGGCUCGUCCAAUGAGUCAUUAUUUUUCGAAUGGAUCCAACAUUUUCAGAACAAUGUAAAAUCAACUAUUGAUGACCCUGUGCUGCUUAUUUUAGAUAAUCACAGCAGCCAUAUGUCACUUGAUAUUUUUGAAUUUUGUAAAAAACAUUCUAUUGUCAUGGUAACCAUACCUCCACACACUUCUCACAAGCUUCAACCACUAGAUGUUACAUUCUUUUCCUCUUUGAAAUUAGUCUUCAGUCGUGAAUGUGACAUGUAUAUGAAGUCACAGGUGUAUCACAAAAUUACACCAUAUGAGUUAGCAGAACUUUUUAAUAAGGCAUAUAAUAAGGUCACUACCAUGGACAAUGGGCAGUCAGGGUUUAAGGCAUGUGGGAUUUGCCCUUUCAAUCCAAACAAAUUUCAGCGUGACGACUUACAACAAUGUGAGAUCUUCAGAGAUGUUGUCCUUGAAGAUGAAGAGGUUCCCAAUGCAAGAAAUGGAAAUGAAGUGGUUGCAUCUACAAACGAGCCACAUAUCCCCAAAAGGAGUCAAGAACGAAUUCUUGAAUCUUCAGCAGAAGAUGUUCCACUUCUAGUAGGCCUAGAAGAGGUCACAACAACAUCAACUAAAAGUGCAUGUGUCAAGCACACGAAACAAGCCAAGGGAAAGCCUAAGGGAAAGUCAGUGAUCCUUACAGCAACUCCAGAGAAGAAUAAACUGCUAACGGAGUUAUCAAUAAAGAAACAAAAAGAAGCCAUGAAAAAGAAAGCUGAAGGAAACAAGAAAAGAAAUCGUAAGGAUAAAGCAGAUAAGUGCAGAAAUCUGCAACUUAAAAGUCUCAAAGAAGAAAUAGACAUUGUGUAA